AUGCAGGGUCUACUUUUGCUCCUUCUGGGAGCUCACUUGUCGCGGGUUUCGGCUCAGCCAUUCUCUACACCCACCACUAUCGAGUUGGCCCCGCAGACUACUCAGCUUGCCUUUCCUCCUAUGGUGGCCGAUGUCGACGGAACAGUACAGAUCCUUGAAAUUCGCGAUAAGAGGGAGCUUCUAGGUGCGAUCUUCGCUCGUGAUACCACCACCACUUCCGAGUCCACCACCUCCACCACAUCUACAACAUCAUCCACUUCAACUACAUCCACAACAUCGAGCACGACGAGCUCAACGACAUCCACUACGAGCUCGACAACCUCGACAACCUCAAGCACUACCUCGAGUACCACAACUUCGGAUUCUACUACAACAUCCACCACGUCUUCUGCCACUUCCUCGUCAACUACAUCCUCGACCACAACCACCAGCACCUCCUCCACUACCACAAGCACCGCAACUGCAACCAGCACCGUCAGUGCCGCACAGGCAAAGAAGAACCACAGGGGGGUGAUCAAUGCUAUCAUCUUUGUCUGCGUCAUGUUCUCCGUGUUCGCCGGUGUCUCCAUUAUCCACUGCGCCGGAGAGCGAGCAAAAUCAAAGCGCAUCGCUGCCCGUCAACUUCUGAAAGCGACGGCUGUUGUUCCUGCGCCACUCGAAACUAUGAAGAAUGAGUCCAGCACCAAUCUGCUCGGCGAUAGAUCAUCUGUGAUCUUCAGAGAUAACCCUCAAUCCGAGUCACGACCCAUGACGGCCCGAACUCCCUCUCCCAUUCACGAAAUGGAGAAUCGAAUUGAAAAUCACUGA
Messenger RNA from Penicillium verhagenii, 807 nucleotides. RefSeq lists its product as uncharacterized. The coding region runs from base 1 to 807 and encodes 268 amino acids. Lineage: Eukaryota; Fungi; Ascomycota; Eurotiomycetes; Eurotiales; Aspergillaceae. The record is from RefSeq and is a predicted model, not a curated record. The transcript has a single exon.